UAUCGCGCGCGCUCGCUCACUCAGAGACUCGCGCUGAGGAGAGUCAGUCAGUCUCAUUCCAGCAUCAGUCGCGCAUCAUGGAUCUGCGGGGCUCACACACUAUUGGAAUGAUUUUACCGCUCUAUCUUAUCUUUUACUUCAUCACAGGCUCCAUUAGUAAAGAGAGCUGUGAUUCUCCGCUGGUGUCCGGUCUGCCUCAGUCGGCCUUCACGAGUUCAUCGGAGCUGUCGAGCAGUCACGGGCCGGGCUACGCCAAACUCAACCGCAGAGAUGGUGCCGGAGGCUGGUCUCCGCUGGACUCUAAUAAGUAUCAGUGGCUGGAAAUCAAGCUGGAGCAGCGGACGGAGAUUACAGCUAUCGCCACCCAGGGCCGAUACGGGAGCUCUGAUUGGGUCACACGCUACCUCCUCAUGUUCAGUGACACAGGCCAUAAUUGGAGACCAUACCGACAGGAAGAUAGUAUCGGGGCUUUUUCUGGGAACUCCAACGCCGACAGUGUGGUGAUGUACAAACUACAGCAUCCAGUGAUCGCUCAGUAUCUCAGAAUACUGCCGCUGGACUGGAACCCCAACGGGAGGGUGGGAUUGAGGCUGGAAGCGUACGGAUGCCAAUACAGGUCUGAUGUGGCCGGAUUUGAUGGCAGCGGUCACUUGCUCUACAGGCCGGAUCCCAGCGCCAAUCCAGCGGACAAAGACGUGUUAUCCAUGAACUUCAAAACCCUGCAGAACUCUGGGAUGCUGGUUCAUAUGGAAGACCACAGCGGACACACACUCACUUUGGAAUUAUUCAAAGGGAAACUCUUACUUCAGUUUAGAAAAGGCAGGGGUUCGUCGGGGGACUUUCACCCUCUCGUAUCUCUAGGCAGUCUGCUGGACGACCAGCACUGGCACCACGUCAGCAUCGAGCGGGUUCGAGGACUAGUUAACUUCACCGUGGACAAAAACACCCAGCAGUUACAGCUUCUUGAGUACUUGAGUCACUCUGAGAUUAACGAGAUCAGUUUUGGUGGUACGUCAUUGGCUGGACUCCAGAAAUCCCAUUCUAGGAGAAACUUCCAUGGCUGCUUGGAAAAUGUGCUUUACAAUGAUAUCAGCGUGAUUGAUCGAGCCAAAGAGAAGCAAGUGGCCAUUGCAGGGAAUGUCACCUUUACAUGCACCGAAUCCAUUGAUGUGCCAGUGACGUUUGCCAGUCCUGGAAGUUUCCUCAGUUUGCCAUGGGUCUCCAUUGGAGAAAGCAUGUCGGUCAGUCUGCAGUUCAGAACGUGGAACAAAGCGGGCCUUCUGAUGACCUUUGACCUGCAGCAUAAUGCAGGAACGCUGUGGCUUUAUCUGAGCGAGGCGAGAGCACGACUACAGAUCCACAAGACUGGACGGAUCAUGACGGACAUCACAGCAGGUGCUAAUUUAAAUGAUGGUCAGUGGCACUCGGUGGAGCUAGUUGUCCGUCGAGGGCGUCUCGCAGUCACCGUAGACAAAACCGACAGCUCUACAGCGUCCACUUCCUUCCCUGUCGCGCCUGACAGCCAGCUAUUCUUAGGCGGAUGCCCAAACACGGAAGACGGCUCUGUGUGCAGAAACCCGUUAAAUGUUUUCCAAGGAUGCAUGCGCCUCAUCCAAACGGACAGUGGUUUAGUGGAUCUUAUCAAAGUGCAGCAGAUGUUGUUUGGAAAUUUUAGCAAUCUACAGAUGGACAUGUGUGGGAUAGUUGACAGAUGCUCCCCGAGUCAUUGUGAACAUGGAGGGAAAUGCUCGCAGUCAUGGAGCACGUUUCACUGCAACUGUUCUGCCACAGGCUACAGCGGAGCGACCUGCCACAGCUCCGUUUAUGAAGCGUCGUGUGAGGCGUACAAACACAAAGGAAACACGUCUGGCUUUUACUACAUAGACGUGGAUGGAAGCGGCCCCAUCAAACCUCAACUAAUCUACUGCAACAUGUCAGAUAAAGCAUGGAUGGUGAUACAACACAAUAACACGGAGCUCACCAAAUUAAAAACGUCCUCGGGGAUAAAUCAGCAUUUAGCCCACUUUAACUAUUCCGCCGACGCGGAGCAGAUCCAGGCGAUAAUUACCCAGGCGGAGUACUGCGAGCAGGAACUCUCCUACCACUGCAAAAAGUCACGGCUCUUGAACACACCAGAUGGCACCCCCUUCACCUGGUGGCUGGGCAGGGCAGGUGAAGCACACAUGUACUGGGGCGGAGCGGUGCCGGGCAGCCAGCAGUGUGCCUGUGGGCUUCAGGAUAACUGUGUGCAUCCUGAACACUUCUGUAACUGUGAUGCCGACAGCAAAGAGUGGUCUAAUGACUCCGGCAUGCUGUCCCAUAAAGAGCAUUUGCCAGUCGCAGCGCUGGCUGUGGGUGACAUCAGCAGAUCGGGUUCAGAAGCGGCCUACAGAGUUGGUCCCCUGCAGUGUUACGGAGACAGUAACUUCUGGAACGCUGCCUACUUCAACAAGGAGACGUCAUACCUGCACUUUCCCACGUUCCACGGGGAGCUGAGUGCCGAUAUCUCCUUCCUGUUUAAAACCAGCUCUUCAUCAGGAGUGUUCCUGGAAAACCUGGGGAUCAAAGACUUCAUUCGGAUCGAACUGAGCUCGCCAAAUCAAGUCGUCUUCUCGUUCGACGUGGGAAACGGUCCCUUCGAGGUGAAGGUUGAGACGCCUGCCGCUCUGAACGACAACCGCUGGCAUCACGUGAGAGCCGAGCGCAACGUGAAAGAGGCCUCGCUGCAUGUGGACCACCAUCCCGCUGCCGUUCAGAAAGCUCCCGCUGAUGGCCACAUUCAUCUGCAGCUCAACAGCCAAUUAUUUGUAGGAGGAACUGCUUCCAGGCAGAAAGGAUUUCUAGGCUGCAUUCGUUCGCUGAAGCUCAACGGGAAAACUCUGGAUUUGGAGGAGAGGGCAGAGAUCACGCCCGGAGUGACUCCCGGCUGUCCCGGACACUGCAGCAGCUACGGCGGCCUGUGCCAGAAUCACGGCACCUGUGUGGAGAAUUACAACGGCUUCACCUGCGACUGCAGCCUCUCGCCGUUCACCGGAACCUUCUGUCAUAAAGAUGUUUCUGCCUUCUUCAAACCUGGAACAUCAGUCACGUACACGUUUAAAGAGCCGUACGAGCUGAACAGGAACAUCAGCUCGCUGUCCUCCUCCAUCUACUCCGACUUAACACUGAGAGGAGAGAAUAUCUCACUAAGCUUCAGGACGAGCCAAGCGCCGGCGCUGCUGCUUUACGUCAACUCGUACUACAGAGAAUACCUCGCCGUCCUGCUCAACAGAAACGGACAUUUGGACAUCAAGUACAAACUGCAGCACAACAGAGACGCGGAGGUUUUCCGAGCCAGCACGAGGAAUCUGGCCAACGGGCAGCUCCACAGAGUGAGCGUCCAGAGACUCGCCGAGACGCUCAGUAUUCAGGUCGAUCAGCAUGCAAAAGAAGAUUUCAAUCUAACAUCAGACACCGAAUUCAACGCCAUCAAAUCUAUUGUCAUCGGAAAAGUGCACGAAUCUGGUGAAGUGGAUCCAGAGAUCGGCCGUCUGAACGCUCUGGGCUUCACUGGCUGUCUGUCUGUGGUCCAAUUUAACUCCAUCUCUCCGCUGAAAGCGGCCCUGCUGUAUCCAGACACGAGUCCUGUCAUAGUCACCGGACCGCUGACCGAAUCCAGCUGUGGCUCGUCUUUACCGUCAAACCCCUACGCAGCUGAGACAACUCACUCUCUCACAGAUCAUGUGGGUACAGUAGGUGCGGGUGAGCCGAUAGUCAAUGCUAUCAACAGCGACUCGGCUUUGAUCGGAGGAACAAAAUCAUCACCCAAAUCGUCAUUUACUCGUUCCAAACCCCUUUGACUUUAUUGACUUUGUGGAAGACGAAGGGAGAAGUUUACCUGCUCUUUUCUGUUCAGUGAGACUGUUGAGCUCCAAAAAGGACAAAAAUGCAGCAUAAAAGUACAGUAGUGGGCAAAAGUGAUGUCCAGCUUAUAGGAAAAUUGACAUUUUCACCCUUUGUUAUUUAAAAUUAGUUUAAGAUUUUGUAAGCAUAUUGUGUAGUUGUGGUUGGAGUCGAUUGUUUUAUUUGUGAUAACGCAAUGAAAUUGUGCCGACAUAAUUUUAAUUUUUGGCCAGGCUGUCAUACAAAGAAAUGAUGAACACAUGCAAAAACCAACAAAAUAUUAAUAACUGAGUAUGUUAUAGUCAAUGUAAGCUUUUUGUUUUUCUAUGCAUUUUUUUCAUAGUGAAAUAAAACCCUUAUAAAGUCAGAAUUGUGAGUUAUAAAGUCAGAAUUGCAAGUUAUAAAUCCAGAAUUGCGAGAUAUAAAGUUGGAAUUGCGAGAUAUGAAGUCGGAAUUGCGAGAUAUAAAGUCAGAAUUGUGAGAUAUGAAGUCGGAAUUGUGAGAUAAAGUCGUAAUUGCGUGAUAUAAAGUCAGAAUUGCGAGAUAUAAAGUCUGAAUUGUGUGUUAAAAAGUCGCAAUUACCUUUUUUAUUUUUUAUUUCAUGGUGGAAACAAGCUUCCAUACUUUUGACCACUACUGUACACUGUAAAAGAAUCAAAGUUCAUCACAAGUAGCUUUUCCACAAGUUGAGGUAAAUAUUAAUAUAUAGAAUGUGCAGUGUCAUAAAUACAAAACAUCAACAUGGUAACAUACAUGACACUGAAAUAAUGCUAUAAACAUUUAUUUAUCAACAUAAGAUGUAACAAAAAUGUAAUGUACAUAAAUGAUAACAAAAAAACUUUCAAUGUCAAUGUAUUGUUUUUCAUUGUAAAAUAUAAGAUGACUUGUUCUCACUUCCAAAAACUGUAAAACAGUAUUUUACUGUAAAAUUACAUGAAAUGCAUGUUAGAUGUAUAAGUUUUUCACUGUAUACAGAAAGGAAACAUGCUGUUGACCAAUUAGCAGGUUUUUACCAUAGCAUUUUUACAGUCUUUUACUAAUAAAAAAAUGAUGAUAUUUUUUU
This is a messenger RNA of Ctenopharyngodon idella (grass carp), 4945 nucleotides long. RefSeq names its product contactin associated protein family member 3 (gene cntnap3). The transcript has 24 exons. The coding region runs from base 78 to 3839 and encodes 1253 amino acids. The record is from RefSeq and is a predicted model, not a curated record. Lineage: Eukaryota; Metazoa; Chordata; Actinopteri; Cypriniformes; Xenocyprididae.